Lactuca virosa is the source of this 768-nucleotide messenger RNA. Lineage: Eukaryota; Viridiplantae; Streptophyta; Magnoliopsida; Asterales; Asteraceae. The record is from the annotation of a GenBank genome assembly.
AUGUUAAUUUCUGUACUUUUCAUUCAAGAGGCCAUCAAGGGACUGGUGAGUGAGUUCAAAGCUCCCAAAUCUGAUGAACCAAAUUCACCCAAAGAUCAAUUUCAGUGGCUUUACACUAAUGGCUUGCUUGCCGAGUAUGAGCAAAUCGUGGGUGGUCCAUCACGACAUACCAGCCUUAAUCUUAGGGAGAUUGAUGGAGUUGAUAGCAAGAACGAUGAAGAUGAAGUGACAUUGUAUUCAACGAAGAUAAACAAACCCAACAAAGUAGAGAUUCAAAAUCCAGGUGCUUUCACUCCAAACCCUAAAAUUCGUAUGCUAACAUCUUGGGAACCUACAAUAUUAGCAACAAUUAACAUCCCAAUGAAAAGUCAGAGUUAUGAAACAUCUAUCAGAAGCUGCAAUGAUGCAACGCCCGGAUGGUCGGAAGCAUCAAGAUCGAGGGCUGAUGUUGUUUCCGGUGGGAAUCACCCACCUCUUCUCCUCUUCGUCUCCGUCUGUUACCGCCUCCUUCUCCAUGAGUCGGUCGUCGCCUGCUGCCGCUCGCUACCCCACUGUCGAGGUCACGAACCGCCGAAGGAGCACCGGGAUAGCAGCGCUGCGUUGCUCCGAGCCGUCAUAGCACCGCCACUGUUGCAUCUACUGCCGGUGAAGAGAGUGAAGCGACGAAAGGAAGCUGAGGAUGUCGGGAGAAGCUGGAACGUGGCUGUGACGUCGCGAAAUCUUCCUCUUCUCCGGUUUAUCGCCGCAACGCCGCCAUUGCCGCUUUAA